CGAAGCCACUUUCGCCCUGAGAGAGGCGGAGCCUCAGCGUCUACCCUCGCUCUCGCGAGCUUUCGGAACUCUCGCGAGACCCUACGCCCGACUUGUGCGCCCGGGAAACCCCGUCGCUCCCUUUCCCCUGGCUGGCAGCGCGGAGGCCGCACGAUGCCUGGAGUUACUGUAAAAGACGUGAACCAGCAGGAGUUCGUCAGAGCUCUGGCAGCCUUCCUCAAAAAGUCCGGGAAGCUGAAAGUCCCCGAAUGGGUGGACACCGUCAAGCUGGCCAAGCACAAAGAGCUUGCUCCCUACGAUGAGAACUGGUUCUACACGCGAGCUGCUUCCACAGCGCGGCACCUGUACCUCCGGGGUGGCGCUGGGGUUGGCUCCAUGACCAAGAUCUAUGGGGGACGUCAGAGAAACGGCGUCAUGCCCAGCCACUUCAGCCGAGGCUCCAAGAGUGUGGCCCGGCGGGUCCUGCAAGCCCUGGAGGGGCUGAAAAUGGUGGAAAAGGACCAAGAUGGCGGCCGCAAACUGACACCUCAGGGACAAAGAGAUCUGGACAGAAUCGCCGGACAGGUGGCAGCUGCCAACAAGAAGCAUUAGAACAAACCAUGCUGGGUUAAUAAAUUGCCUCAUUCGUAA
Gorilla gorilla gorilla (western lowland gorilla) is the source of this 630-nucleotide messenger RNA. It is a transcript of the gene RPS19, whose product is annotated as ribosomal protein S19. Lineage: Eukaryota; Metazoa; Chordata; Mammalia; Primates; Hominidae. Gene Ontology annotation, biological process: ribosomal small subunit assembly; translation. Bases 154 to 591 code for a protein of 145 amino acids. Gene Ontology annotation, molecular function: RNA binding; structural constituent of ribosome. The transcript has 6 exons. Gene Ontology annotation, cellular component: ribosome; cytosolic small ribosomal subunit. The record is from RefSeq and is a predicted model, not a curated record.